UACAAGAUACAAUUGUAUUUGGGAGUUGUCUGCUCAUCUUGAUACACUGAGCCAUAGCUCGAAAGCAACGAAGGAAUCGAGGAACCUCAACCAUGGGUGGCUUUUUGCUGACAGUCGCUGUUUUUCUUGUGCUGGUAGAAGCAGUGACGCCUUUGAAGUGUUAUAGAUGCAGCGGCACUGAAGAUGACUGUAAAAAGAGCACUCUGGAAGGCGAGAAGAGCAAGUAUUUGAUAGACUGCGAUUCGUCAUAUGACAAAUGUAUGAGAACCUUUCUCAAGAAGGAUAGCGCGACCUUGGUGUCGAACUCCUGUACUAACCAGCUGGGCUGUAAUCAGGAGAUAAUCGGCUGUGGUCAGUAUAACGACGUGACUUGCAAGGUUAGCUGCUGUGACGAGGACGCGUGCAACGUGGGCUCAAAUGUCUCCUUCAACGUUUUCCUGUUGACCGCAUUCUCUAUCCUGGGCCUGGCACUACUGAUGUAAGCCGUGGAGCAAGCCUUUUUACUGUUUGGUGUAUUCACUGCCUUAUUGAUUACAUAGACUCAAUGCACUUCUUAGCUGUUGUACCAGAACUGCAUUUUGUUCAGGAAAAAAUUUCAGUCCCGGAUAAUUUUCAAUCAAAAACUUCUUGCAGAUUUUCAUUCAUUUCCAUUUGUAACCUUUUACAGUUUCAUCAAACUUUUUUUUUUAAUUGUUGUAUUUCAAUUAGCGUUUUCACUGAAAGACGAUGAGUUAUGCACAUUCCGUAGGGCUCUGGUUUUGAGAGAUUUAAAUCAAAUGAAUUCUUUUUAGGUCUAACCAUAUAUUUGUAAACCCUGAUCAAUUUUUUACCGUGUCUAAUUAAAGAAUAAUUAAAGAUUAAAGAAAGAUUGACUGA
Orbicella faveolata is the source of this 876-nucleotide messenger RNA. RefSeq lists its product as uncharacterized. The record is from RefSeq and is a predicted model, not a curated record. NCBI's taxonomy places the organism in Eukaryota, Metazoa, Cnidaria, Anthozoa, Scleractinia, Merulinidae.